Molecule: messenger RNA, 3985 nt
Organism: Meriones unguiculatus (Mongolian gerbil)
Lineage: Eukaryota; Metazoa; Chordata; Mammalia; Rodentia; Muridae
Gene: Erf
Product: ETS2 repressor factor
Exons: 4
Coding region: 884-2524 (546 amino acids)
Biological process (GO): regulation of transcription by RNA polymerase II; cell differentiation
Cellular component (GO): nucleus
Molecular function (GO): sequence-specific DNA binding; DNA-binding transcription factor activity, RNA polymerase II-specific
Source: RefSeq, a predicted model, not a curated record
GGCGGGUGUGGGGCCGGGGCGCGCGGGGCCGCGGGGUCAGUCACGUGCGCCCCACUUACUCCCCGACUCCCACGGGCUCCCGGGCCGCGCGGAGGCUCACGCCGCCCCCGGGGCCGGGACCGCGGCGCCCAGACAACCCCGCCUCGCCGAGCCCGUGAGCUGCGGGCCCCAGCCUGACGGGACCUGUCGGGCCGGGCCUGGGGUCCCGGAGCCGCGCUGGCCCUCGGGGACAGGCGGGGCCGCCGCGGCCUCCGGGUCGCCUGUCGCGGGCCGCGCGGCCCGCCCCUGCAUCCGAGCCUGCAUCCCGGCGAGUCUGCCCCGCCGCGGCUGCUUCCCACUUCCUGUUUUCCUCCCGGCCCUGGCGCCAUCGAGGUCGGCCUGGAGUGGGGGAGGUGUGGAGGCCCCCCGGGAGACAGGCGUAGCCGGUCCUCCGCCGCCACCCCUCCGAUCAAGCCCCUGUGCCCCCCUGAAAAAAAGUUGAGGCGGUCACGCCAAGUUGGGCUUGUUUGCCAGAACUUGCGCCCCCACCCAGGCCCGCGCGGUCUGGGAUACCCAGGUGUGCGUUUGGGGACGCGGCCAUCACGGCCCUUCCUGUCUGCAGCGGCCUCUGCACCCUCUGCUCCUGGAGCCCUUCUCCCGGGCGGCCGCGAGCUCGCAGCCUCGCCGGACCCCGUGCUGCAGAGGGCCCGCAGCCUCGAGCUCUCAGGCUGCAGAGCUGCUGUUUCCGUGAUUUAAGCACGUGGACCCGUACCCAACACACGCAUGGUUUCCUUGCCCGUGCCUGGCUCCUGGCUCCGAGGCCUGGGGAACAGAGCCCCAUUGAGACACCCUGACGUCACCCCCACUCCGUCCCCUCCCCAAAGCUGGGAACAGGCCCUCGAGUAUGCUGUGUCCGAUGAGGAAAGCCGGGUUUGCCUUCCCAGAUUGGGCCUACAAGCCGGAGUCGUCCCCUGGCUCGAGGCAGAUCCAGCUGUGGCACUUCAUCCUGGAGCUGCUGCGGAAGGAGGAGUACCAGGGCGUCAUCGCCUGGCAGGGGGACUACGGGGAAUUCGUCAUCAAGGACCCUGAUGAGGUGGCCCGCCUCUGGGGGGUCCGCAAGUGCAAGCCGCAGAUGAACUAUGACAAGCUGAGCCGGGCCCUGCGCUACUACUACAACAAGCGCAUUCUGCACAAGACCAAGGGGAAGAGGUUCACCUACAAGUUCAACUUCAACAAGCUGGUGCUGGUUAACUACCCUUUCAUCGACGUGGGGCUGGCCGGGGGCGCGGUGCCCCAGAGCGCCCCGCCGGUGCCGUCGGGUGGCAGCCACUUCCGGUUCCCUCCCUCCACGCCGUCCGAGGUGCUGUCGCCCACUGAGGACCCCCGCUCCCCGCCGGCCUGCUCCUCCUCGUCCUCUUCUCUGUUCUCGGCCGUGGUGGCCCGCCGCCUGGGCCGGGGCUCGGUCAGCGACUGCAGCGACGGCACGUCGGAGCUGGAGGAGCCGCUGGGCGACGACCCGCGGGCGCGGCCUCCCGGGCCCCCGGAGCUGGGCGCCUUCCGCGGGCCGCCCCUGGCGCGCCUCCCGCACGACCCCGGCGUGUUCCGCGUGUACCCGCGGCCCCGGGGCGGCCCCGAGCCCCUGAGCCCGUUCCCCGUGUCGCCGCUGGCCGGGCCCGGCUCGCUGCUGCCGCCGCAGCUGUCCCCCGCCCUGCCCAUGACGCCCACGCACCUGGCCUACACGCCGUCGCCCACCCUGAGCCCCAUGUUCCCCGGCGGCGGCGGCGGCGGGCCCAGCGGCUCGGGGGGCGGCUCCCACUUCUCCUUCAGCCCCGAGGACAUGAAGCGGUACCUGCAGGCCCACACCCAAAGCGUCUACAACUACCACCUCAGCCCGCGCGCCUUCCUGCACUACCCGGGGCUGGUGGUGCCCCAGCCCCAGCGCCCCGACAAGUGCCCGCUGCCGCCCCUGGCCCCCGAGACGCCGCCCGUACCCUCCUCAGCCUCCUCGUCCUCCUCCUCCUCCUCGUCCCCGUUCAAGUUCAAGCUGCAGCCCCCCCCGCUGGGCCGGCGACAGCGGGCGGCCGAGAAGGCUCCGGGGGGCGCCGACAAGAGCCCGGGCGCGCUGGAGGGGGCGGGCGCGCUGGCCCCCCCGCCGCCGCCGCCCCAGAUCAAGGUGGAGCCCAUCUCGGAGGGCGAGUCGGAGGAGGUGGAGGUGACUGACAUCAGCGACGAGGACGAGGAGGACGGGGAGGUGUUCAAGGCCCCCCGCGCGCCGCCCGCGCCCCCCAAGCCCGAGCCCGGAGAGGCGGCCGGGCCCGCGCAGUGCAUGCCCCUCAAGCUGCGCUUCAAGCGGCGCUGGAGCGAGGACUGCCGCCUGGAGGGGGGCGGGGGCCUCCCCGGCGCGCCCGACGAGGAGGGCGAGGACAAGAAGGUGCGUGGCGACGCGGGCCCCGGGGAGGCCGCGGGCCCCCUCACCCCGCGCCGGGUGAGCUCAGACCUCCAGCACGCCACGGCCCAGCUCUCCCUGGAGCACCGCGAUUCCUGAGAGCCGUGGGCGAGGGCUCGCGUGCCCCCAACCCCUGAGCUUUCGCUGCCUUAACCCCCUCCCCCCAAAGCCCUGGAGGUGAGGGCAGCUCUGUCUCCUCCUUUCUCCUCCCACAUUUUGUAUAAAACUUUUAAUUUUUUCUUUUUUUUUUUUUUUUUAAACGGUAGGGUGGGUGGGGUGCCCAGCGCUGGGGGCUAAUCCCCUCAUCCCUGGGUUUCUGAGUUCCGGGGAAAGUGGUGGGGGGGAGGGCGGGAGGAGGGGGUCAAGGGGGGGCACCUCCAUUCUGGGGAUUUCUAUUUGAACAGAGGCUUUGGCCUUAAAACCCAGGAACUUUUUUAUUACAAUCGUAGGAAGCAAAGCCUUGUCUCCCUCCCUCUUCUCUGCCUCUUCCUCCCCCUCCCGGCCCCGCUCCCACCCCAGGCCCUAACCCUGCCUUCCUUGCCCCUCGGGGGCUGCGAGUGCCUGGGUUUCUUAGACCCCACGAGGUUGCAGCAGGGGCAGGAGGGACAUUUUAUAAACCAAAAAUUCUGCGGGGGUGGUGGAGGGAGGCAGGGGAAGGUGAGGGGUGCCGCCUGUGGGCCAUAAAUCUCUACAAGUGCCUGUUCCCCGCCCCGCCCCAGUACUGGUCCAGGCCCUUCCCGCCCUCCCCCGGCUGCCCCAGGUCUGGCCCGUGGGCAGGUGGGUCGGGACGGGAAAGGGGUCCCUUGAAACCAAACUGGAAGCCCCUCCCAGCCUCCCAGCUGAGCCCCAGGGUGGGCCGGAGGGCCGAGGUCAAGCCUUACUCUGUAUGGGGAAUGGAGGGUGGGUGGGACGCGAAGGGGCUUCUGGAGAAUGUAUUCAAAACAAUAAAACUUUGGACCUUUGCACGUGGUAAUCUGUGGAGGGCGCUGGGCGUGGCCUCAGCCCUGGCUUAGGUCUGGACAGGUCCAGACACACCUGCUCACCUCUGUGGCCGGAAGGCCUGACCUCAUCUGCAGGUCAGAUAGGCCACUCUCAGGUGCCGCGGGCCUCGGCUCUGAUGGCUGCAGUUUCUGGCUCUCUCUAGUCUUGUAUUUCCCGGACUGGCUCCCUAUCGGCCGAUCUGCCUCUGGGACCCUCACCACCAGCCUGUGGUGCCUGGUUCUGCACUGCUCUUCCCAGCCACACCCGUCAGGUCCCCAGAGCAGGAAGGGCGAGUAUUUUAAACUGCCUCUGGGCCGCUGCGCUGCGCUGGGGAGGAGGCUGUGGGCGCCUGUAAGCCCAGCCUGGUGAGGAGGGAGGGAGGGUGUGUGAGGCUGGGCCGGGGCGAGGGGUCGCUCUGCUUCGGCGGGGGCCCGCGGCCCUAAGGUGACGCUGCGCCUGCAGAGGGCCUCAUCCUCGGCACAUCUGCAGGGCGGACGGGCCAGCCGGGGGCUCCCGCUCCGAGUCGGCACUCGUCCGCUCAGAUACACACAUUAAUAAAAGCCUUUUAAGAAAUCUGUA